Lytechinus pictus (painted urchin) is the source of this 1254-nucleotide messenger RNA. RefSeq lists its product as uncharacterized. Gene Ontology annotation, biological process: response to wounding. Bases 63 to 356 code for a protein of 97 amino acids. Gene Ontology annotation, molecular function: serine-type endopeptidase inhibitor activity. NCBI's taxonomy places the organism in Eukaryota, Metazoa, Echinodermata, Echinoidea, Temnopleuroida, Toxopneustidae. The record is from RefSeq and is a predicted model, not a curated record. The transcript has 3 exons.
AAAAGAUUUUAUUUUAUUGCUUGAAUUCCAGUAGUGUUUGUGAUAAGACAUCAUAAAGGCAGAUGAAAGGUCUAGCUCUGUACACACUACUACCCAUUGUCGUCCUGACUUCAGUUCUCUUGGUUCCGGCUUGUGCUACAAAGUCCAACAAAAUGGCAUCACAGAAAACAAAAUGGGCCGAGCUGGUAGGGAAGACAGGAGAAGAAGCAAAGGCAGUCAUUUUGCAGGAAAGACCAGGAUUAACUGUUCAAAUUCUUUCUGAAGACUCCAUGAUGACCAUGGAUUUUCGUGAGGACCGUGUCCGUAUUAUUGUAGAUAGUGCAGGAAAGGUGGUGAAAGCGCCCUCUAUUGGUUGAUUAUUGUCAAGCCAUGCCAUCUACUUAGUUGGAGAGUCAUUCCAUGCCUAUUAUCAUUUUUUUUGGGGGGGGGGGUAAAAUUUGAUGAUUAUGACUCUAUGCAAUGAUUGUAAAUUGGAACAAACAAAGAUUCAAGUAUUACAAAUUGAAACACUGAUACUCAAGCAAGUGAGAAACAAUUUCCCAAAGCCAAAUCCUUACAAAUAACAUUUUUAAUGGUCCAUUCUCCAGUGAUCAUAUGCUAAUGUUUUUCCAGUGUGCUGACUUAAUGAAUUGAUAUCCUCUGGCUUAAACAUGAAUAUCAAUCAAACAACGUUGAGAAUACAGUAUGAUGUUUUGAUCAGUAAUUCUGUGAUGCAAACCUGAAAUACAUGUACAUCUUCUCUGAUAAUGGCAUUAGUACAAUUAUACCAACAAAAUUUAGCAUCAAAAACAGUUUUAGCUCAGUCAUGGGGGGGGGGGGCUUAUUAACAAGUUUAUGUAUUUAUGCUAGUGUUAUGCAUGGUAUGAUACUAUGACAGCAUUGCUCAUUGGAUUAGAAUUUUCAGUUUGUUCACGGACAUCGAUUGAAUCUUGAUGACUAUAGUAUAUGAUUGUAAAACUUGUAAAAUUUAGAAGAAUCGUCAGUGGCUUUUAUUUUUGUUUAAAAUGCUAACCAAAUGAGUUAACAGUACUGUAGAUUAGCCUAAUUCAGGAUGUUUGUAGAAUAUUGCAGAAGUUUUAAUUAUGACCAUUGGUGCCUCAUAUUUCUCCUGGUCUUCAAAGCUCACGAUUUAGAGAAGUUAUGAAUCACUGUGAUAUGAUAGUUAUUUCAUUUCAUGUCUAUUUUGAACAAUGAAUUAUGGAUGGAUGGAUGGAUAUUCUGUGAUCUUUAUAUAAUGAUUAAAAGAUAUAAUUA